Linum trigynum is the source of this 4406-nucleotide messenger RNA. Lineage: Eukaryota; Viridiplantae; Streptophyta; Magnoliopsida; Malpighiales; Linaceae. The record is from the annotation of a GenBank genome assembly.
GUCCAAUGGUUGUUCCCCGUGGACUGUUAGUAUAUUGGACAAGGAUUUAAUGUUUGCCGUCUUGAACCACCGCGGCAAUGAGAAGAACAGCUCGAUGUAUGAAUCCUUCACUAGUUUAGUGACCUUGGGGAUGAAAUCUUCAUAAACGCGUUCAGUUUCCAUGGUCCCUGUUGAGAGUUGUGAUGAACUCGAUUUCUCAACCAGGCUCUGAUACCAAAUGAUAGAACCUGGGAUUAGGGUUCUAUCGGGAAUUGGAGAUUUAGGGAUUAAGAACAAAAUUAGGGAUUUGAGAAGAGAAAGGUAGAGAAUCGGCCUAAGCCUUUAGAGGGAUUGAGACGAGAAUUGAGAGGAUUGGGAGAGUAGGGUUUUGGAGAGGGUUUCUUAAUAUUCUGCUUUUCUCAUUCUGAAUAAAACGCAAAGUACAUAUUUAUAACGAAAGACUGGAAAAACCUAAUAGACUAUCCUAAUAUGACUCAAUGACUACUACCAUAAUUAAUAAUGUCAUAAUUAUAGUAAUUAUGAUAAUUACGAAUAAACCCGGAAAUUGGGUUUCUAUCAUCUUUGAAAUUGAGUUCUGCAGUUUCUGAUAUUUCUAGAUGCUAAUCUCCUUAGUUCCAGCCGAUUGCUGAGAUGGCGAUGUCAUUUGAGGAAUUACUUUGCAUGCCUAUAUUGUUUAGGUUUAAUGAACUAGUAGCUUUCCACAGUUUCCAUUAUGAUAUGAAGUAGCCUAGUUUAUCUGAAACCUGGACUGUUUUUUUCUUUUUUCUUUUUGAAAGUUAAACCUGGAUUAUGUAUCAUCACAAUGGAUGGCGAUGUCAUCUGAGGAAUGACUUUGCAUGCCAACGGAUUCUCUUUCUGGUGGUUGUGAACCAUGUUACUUUGCUUCAGUAACUUGGAUUUCCAAUCAUCUUAGUUUUUUUUUAUCUCUCUGUUCCCAGCAUCAAUUGUUAACCUUCAUUUUUAUUGUUUCAGUGCUUGUGUCUCACACUAGCCGCACAAUCCAGGUUCUCUGAGGGUGAAAUACAGACAUUUAUGUCGGUUGAUGCUGAUCGGACGGUCAACUUAUGCAAUAGCUUCCAUGAUAUAUGGAGCUUACCUUUACAGAUUGGAGUGGCUUUGUAUCUCUUGUAUACCCAAGUCAGAUUUGCCUUUCUUGCUGGACUUGCAAUAACCAUCCUAUUGAUACCAGUGAAUAAGUGGAUCUCUGAGCUCAUUGCAAAUGCUACGGAGAAAAUGAUGAAGCAAAAGGAUGAAAGGGUUAGACGAACUGGAGAAAUUUUAUCACAUAUUCGCACUUUAAAGAUGUAUGGCUGGGAACAGCUCUUCUCCAAAUGGGUGAUGGAGACAAGAAUGUUGGAAGUGAAGCACCUAGCUACAAGGAAGUAUCUGGAUGCAUGGUGCGUUUUCUUUUGGGCUGCAACACCUACUCUUUUCUCCCUGUGUACUUUUGGACUUUUCAGUCUGAUGGGGUAUCAACUAGAUGCUGCAACGGUCUUCACUUGUCUCGCUCUGUUUAACAAUUUAAUAUCUCCUCUAAACUCAUUCCCAUGGGUCAUUAAUGGAUUAAUCGAUGCCUUCAUAUCAACCAGAAGGCUGAGCAGGUUUCUUCGAUGUUCAGUUAGCAAACAUGAGGAUAAUGUUAUAUCGCCAGGUGAUGCCUCGAAUAUCAGCCCUAAAGAUAUGGCUGCCGUUAUGAAUGAUGCAUGUUGUGCUUGGUCGAGUAGUGAUGAUAAGCUGCAGAGCACAGUUCUGAAUCAUAUGAACUUAAUCCUCCCAAAGGGUGCAGUGAUUGCAGUCACUGGAGAGGUUGGUUCUGGUAAGUCGUCAUUGUUGUGUGCUAUAUUAGGAGAAAUGAAGCUCAUAAAGGGCUCCAUACAUUCCAGUGGAUCUGUAGCAUACGUACCUCAGGUCCCAUGGAUUUUAGCAGGAACAAUUCGUGACAACAUUUUGUUUGGAAGAAAUUAUGAUUCAGAACGAUACUUGAACACUAUAAAAGUUUGUGCACUGGAUAUUGAUAUUUCACUAAUGGCUGGAGGUGAUAUGGCUUAUAUUGGAGAGCAAGGUGUAAACUUAUCGGGUGGGCAGAGGGCUCGUCUUGCUUUAGCAAGGGCCAUUUACCAAGGGUCUGAUCUAUAUCUGCUAGACGAUGUCCUUAGUGCUGUCGAUGCUCAUGUUGCUAGGUGGAUUUUGCAAAAUGCUAUUCUUGGCCCUCUCAUGAGUCAAACAACUCGCAUCCUUUGUACUCAUAAUGUUCAGGCUAUAUCAUCUGCUGAUUUGGUUAUUGUGAUGGACAAAGGAGGAGUGAGAUGGACAGGAAGUUCAGUUGACUUGGUAGCUUCAUCACAUUCUUCCUUCUUUCAACAGAAUGAGUUUGAUGCUUUGUGUAGUGUUCAACAAGAACUCGGCCUCGAUAAUUCCAUCCAUGGCAGGGAAAAUAAAGAACAUACACAUUCAACUGAAGUAGUAGAAGAGAUCAUUGAAGAAGAGCAAAGAAAAGAGGGCAGAGUUGAAAUUUCUGUGUACAAGAACUAUGCUUCAUAUGCUGGUUGGUUUAUCACAUUCGUGAUAUGUCUUUCGGCUAUCUUAAUGCAAGCAACACGGAAUGGAAAUGACCUAUGGCUGUCAUAUUGGGUUGAUACAACAGGAACCAGUCAAACAGGAUUUUCAACGUCUUUCUAUCUGGUUGUUCUCUGCAUAUUUUGUGCAGCAAAUUCCUUUCUGACACUAGUGAGAGCAUUUUCAUUCGCAUUUGGUGGGCUACAAGCCGCAGUUCAGGUGCACAAUAGAUUGCUUGAUAAGCUUAUCGACGCUCCCGUACAGUUCUUUGAUCAAACACCAAGUGGAAGAAUUCUUAACAGAUUCUCUUCAGAUCUUUAUACGAUUGACGACUCUCUCCCAUUCAUGCUCAACAUUCUUGUUGCCAAUUUUGUUGGCCUCUUGGGAAUAGCAGCCGUUUUGUCAUAUGUGCAGGUUUUCUUCUUGCUUCUUGUGUUGCCAUUUUGGUUUAUCUACAGCAAGCUACAGUUCUUCUACAGAUCAACAUCAAGAGAAUUGCGAAGGCUUGACAGUGUUUCUCGAUCCCCUAUAUAUGCUACCUUCACAGAGACACUCAAGGGGUCAUCCACGAUAAGAGCAUUUAAGUGUGAGGAAUUUUUCCAGCAAAAAUUCACGGAGCAUGUGACAUUGUAUCAGCGAACAUCUUACUCAGAGACAAUAGCAAGUUUGUGGCUGUCAUUACGUCUACAGUUGAUAGGAGCAUUUAUAGUCACCUUUGUUGCGGUGAUGGCUGUUGCUGGGUCCAGAAGCUAUUUGCCAGUUGAUUUUGGCACUCCUGGACUGGUUGGUUUGGCUCUUUCUUAUGCUUCUCCAAUCGUAUCCUUGCUGGGAAACUUCCUAACAAGUUUUGCCGAAACUGAAAAGGAAUUGGUUUCUGUCGAGAGAGCUCUUGAGUACAUGGACAUCCCACAAGAAGUGGUGGAAGAAUCCAAAGCUCUGGAUCCACAUUGGCCAUUUCGAGGGAUGAUCGAAUAUAAGAACGUGACAAUGAGAUACAUGCCCACUUUGCCACCUGCACUACGUGAUGUCACGUUCACAAUUGCAGGAGGAACCCAGGUGGGAAUCAUUGGAAGAACAGGUGCUGGCAAAUCUAGCAUCCUGAAUGCCCUUUUCCGCCUUUCACCUUUAAGCAGUGGUUGCAUUCUGGUCGAUGGGCUUAACAUAGUUGAUGUGCCUGUCAGAGAUUUGCGUUCACGCUUAGCUGUUGUUCCUCAAACCCCCUUCUUGUUUCAAGGGUCAUUAAGGGAUAAUCUUGACCCUCUUGAUAAAAGCAAUGAUACUACAAUGUGGGAAAUCCUGGAGAAAUGCCAUGUGAAGGAUGAAGUAGAAGCAGCUGGGGGAUUGGACAUCCAGGUUCAAGAAUCCGGAACCUCGUUCUCUGUUGGACAAAGGCAGCUGCUUUGUCUCGCCCGAGCUCUUCUCAAGUCCUCCAAGGUACUAUGUUUGGACGAGUGCACUGCCGAUGUGGAUGCACAGACAGCAAGGCUACUCCAGAACACAAUCUCCAGUGUAUGCAGAGGGAUGACAGUGGUCACAAUCGCACAUCGGAUCUCGACAGUACUGGACAUGGAUGACAUACUCAUCCUUGAACAGGGGAAGCUGGUGGAGCAGGGGAAUCCACAAGUUCUUCUGGCAGAUCCUUCCUCCAAAUUCUCGAGCUUUGCCAAAGCCUCUACCAUGUAAGCAUUCUUAGGCAUCGGCAAGGGCUUUUGCCUAGUAUGUCGAAGGCUUUUGCCUUGUUAUUGUAGUUUAGUUGGUCACUGGACUUCAUGUAGUACUUAGAAAUCUCAUUUCCUCUGCCCUUUGCUUGGGAAAGAAGAAACCAUUCUGCAUAAAGUAGGUUACAGGUA